Molecule: messenger RNA, 921 nt
Organism: Alternaria rosae
Lineage: Eukaryota; Fungi; Ascomycota; Dothideomycetes; Pleosporales; Pleosporaceae
Exons: 2
Coding region: 440-688 (82 amino acids)
Source: RefSeq, a predicted model, not a curated record
ACCUUUCGACGAUACUUCGGUGGCCAUUAGCAGUGGCCCAGCCACUGGAUCUCUUGGCUUAGCUGAGCUUGUCUUUCUAAGCCAAGAUGGGACUUGGUCCUCAACACGUGGUUAUGAUAUACGAGGUGUACUCGGGCUUCAUAUGGUAAGUACCGUGUUCGUCGCAUAGCUUGGUCUAUCAGUACACCCCUGAGGUCGUAUUUUGUUCGGCCCUCGAGGUAGCGGGGAAACAAUGGCGAUGACCGUGACUCUUGAUACCACCGCAGUCACCUGCGAGAUAGACCGACUCAUUAUCACCAAUUCAAAAUUCACUAGGUUAGGACAUAUGUCCUGACCACUAGGUGUCUUGGAUUCUAUAAAGUACCUAGACUCGUCAUCUUCAUCCAUUCACUCAACUCCGAACCAACCCAUCUCUCUCUUCUUUCUGACCAACAUCAAAAUGGUUCGCCUCUCAGCCGUCUUCGGCAUUCUUCUUACCAUGGCCGUUGGUACCCAGGCUUCUUUCUACUGCCAGUGCUUGUACCAAGAUGGUUCCCAUUGCUGUGUCGCUGAAAACAAUGGCGGCUGCACCAGGUCCUGUUUGAACGUCGCGCCGCUGUUCGAGAAUGACAAGCCCUGCAAUGCUGGAGGAAAGUCCUCCGACGUGAGCUUCUUCACCGCACAGGGCCGCCAUGCCUGCAACGACUAAGUUCGUCAUGAAGUCUUCUGGGCGCAACAGGGAGAUCAGGAGGUUGGAGAAUGCGUGACUAUCUCAGUGAUUCCCAAAUUUGGGGACACCGGAUGGAUUGAUCGUACAUCACCCUUCUCGUACAUAUCUAACCACGAGAAACUCUUACUGUACUUUUCUCCGUCCUGCAGCCUUAAUACAUACCAUACCCUUGUCUUUGCAUUUUCUUGUACGGACUAGCUCAUGUGCCUCUC